This is a messenger RNA of Nasonia vitripennis (jewel wasp), 1316 nucleotides long. It is a transcript of the gene Rtc1, whose product is annotated as probable RNA 3'-terminal phosphate cyclase-like protein. The record is from RefSeq and is a predicted model, not a curated record. Gene Ontology annotation, cellular component: nucleolus. Gene Ontology annotation, biological process: ribosome biogenesis; endonucleolytic cleavage of tricistronic rRNA transcript (SSU-rRNA, 5.8S rRNA, LSU-rRNA). The coding region runs from base 93 to 1226 and encodes 377 amino acids. NCBI's taxonomy places the organism in Eukaryota, Metazoa, Arthropoda, Insecta, Hymenoptera, Pteromalidae. The transcript has 7 exons. Gene Ontology annotation, molecular function: RNA endonuclease activity.
AGAUAAAACAUCAUGGCGGAAAGCACAUGGUCGGCGUCGCGUUUGUUUAUCUAAACGGUCUACAGUGGAGAUAAUUGAAUUUACUGUUAAAAAUGCCAGCGCAAGUUAAAAAUAAUAUAUUGCUCUAUGAAGGCUGUAACUAUUUAAGGUACAGAUUAAUAUUGUCUACUUUGUCGGGAAAACCUGUAAAAAUAACAGAUAUCAGGACUGCAGAUGACGAUCCGGGUCUUAGAGAAUGUGAAAUCAGUUUCGUAAGAUUAUUGGACAAAAUUACAAAUGGUUCAAGAAUUGAGUUGAACGAAACAGGAACAAGUUUGUAUUACAGUCCUGGAUUACUUUCUGGAGGAGAAAUAGAUCAUGAAUGCAGUUUACAGAGAGGUAUUGGUUACUAUCUCGAAGGUGUCAUGGCUCUUGCACCUUUCUGCAAAACACCUGUUAGUAUAAAACUCAGAGGAGUGACUAAUAACACCCAAGAUCCUAGUGUAGACAGGAUAAAGACGGCUGGAAUACCAAUUUUAAGGAAGUUUUUAGCUGGAGAUAAUGAAGUUACUUUUGCAAUCAAUAAAAGAGGUGUAGCACCUCUAGGUGGCGGAGAGGUUUAUUUCAAGUGUCCUGCCAGUAAAUUUCUGAAAUCCAUUCAGUUGCAAGAUAGUGGUAUGGUCAAGAGAAUUAGAGGAACCUCAUGCAGUUUAAGAGUUUCUCCUGCUAUCUCUAAUCGCCUUGUAGAGUCAGCUAAGGGUGUAUUGUUGAACUUUUUGCCAGAUAUUUAUAUUCACACAGAUGCAAGUAGAGGAGCAACUAGUGGGAAAUCUCCAGGGUUUGGUAUUAGUCUGACAGCAGAAACCACAAAUGAAAUAUUUCUCAGUGGUGAAGCGUAUUCCCCGUUAAUGACUGCAGGAUCUUUACCCUGUGUCCCGGAGGACUUGGGUAAAGAAGCAGCACUCAAACUUUUGGAUGAAAUUUUCAGAAACGGAUGCGUAGAUUCAGCGUUUCAAAGUAUGACUGCCCUUUUCAUGGCUCUAGGCAAAAAAGAUGUUUCAAAAGUAGUUGUAGGCCCACUGACGCCAGCAACAAUUCAAUUCUUGAGGGAUCUACGAGAUUUCUUUGGCAUCACCUUCAAGCUAGAAAAUGUCAAAGACGAAGAUGAAACUAAUGCUGAACAGAACCAGGUUUUACUGACAUGUGUAGGCAUUGGAUAUUCUAACUUGAGCAGACGUGUUUUAUAAAUUUGUCCUUUUACUUACAUAAAAGGUCUGUACAUAUUUAUUUUAUCGUUUUAAUAGAUAAUAUCAAACGUUUAUAUAUACUGUUUUUUA